Messenger RNA from Phycodurus eques (leafy seadragon), 8844 nucleotides. RefSeq names its product envoplakin b (gene evplb). NCBI's taxonomy places the organism in Eukaryota, Metazoa, Chordata, Actinopteri, Syngnathiformes, Syngnathidae. The record is from RefSeq and is a predicted model, not a curated record. Gene Ontology annotation, molecular function: cadherin binding; structural molecule activity. Gene Ontology annotation, biological process: intermediate filament cytoskeleton organization; wound healing. The transcript is spliced from 22 exons. The coding region runs from base 434 to 6538 and encodes 2034 amino acids. Gene Ontology annotation, cellular component: intermediate filament; cytoplasm; cytoskeleton.
UUUUAAUUUUUAUGAGAAGUUUGGAUGCCCCUGAAAAUAUCAGGACCCCAGGCAAUUACCUGUGCUUGCCUAAUUGGUAAGUCCAUUUUUGAAACUCCUAACAGGUUCAGACCAAACCUACUUCACUUUUAUUCCUUCAUAGUGACAGAUCAAAAGCAUGUGACGUGGUUAAAAAAUAAAUAAAAAAAACAUAGAGUGGAAUUACUGAAUGUGACAGCUUCAGGAGUGUGGAACAGGUCUGCCGGGUCCGCCCCUUCCAACUGACUACUUUUAUUGGUGACACACCUGCUGGCCUGGGCGGAGCCGACGCACUCACCUUAACUGAGGGAAGACGCCGCCAGCAACACGGACGGAGUGAGAGGAAGGAAGGAGGAGCACACCGAAACACACUCGGGACUCCGGUUACACAAGUGGGCCUGAACAGCCUCCUGUCAUGUCGAAGAAACAGGAAAGCGGCCCUGUGAAGAUCAGCAGGAGCCAGGCCACCGACCUGACUCUGCUUAUCGCUCGCAUGCAGAAGAAUGCGGACGUAGUGGAGAAGGACAUCCUGAGUGCAGAAGAGUUGCUGGCUGUGGAUGCCCAGCGUGAAGGAAGGAACCAGCCUAAGAUCCACCAGAAGGAGAACGCGGAAAACCUGGCGGAGGCCGAGGGCCUGCUGAAGGACCUCUUCAUGGACGUGGACAAGGCCAAGCGUCUGCAGCACCCACAGGCCAACGAUAUAGAUCGAGAUGUCAGGAACCUUCACGACCGCUGGGUGAAGGACUGUGCCACCUACAGGGAACUGUAUGACCAGGUGCAGGACUUGGUGCCCGUGUCGAGGAUCGACUGGGGUCCCGCGUUGGAUGAAAAACAGAGGCGUUUAGACACCGAAGGAUACGGUCGCAGCCUUUCUGAUGUUGAGAAACAGAUCGCAGCUCACAACAUCCUGCAUAAAGAGAUUGAGGCCUACAGUGAGCAGAUGAAGCCCAGCACAACCUCUUCACAGGACCAAUAUGCCACACUCAAAAAGAAGUACGAUCAACUGUUGGAGAGCUCCAGAAAGAGGCGCAACCAUCUGGCCUCUCUGUACGAGUACAUGCAAAGCUGCAGCAAAGAGCUCGACUACCUGUCUCAGCAGCAGGACAGGAUCCUGCAGAGAGACUGGAGCGAUCGCAUGACUGACCCCCGCAGCGUCCGCAUGGAGUACGAGAAAUUCAAAAGCAACGGGCUGCUAUCACAUGAGGGUGACGUCAACCGGCUCCUGGAGGAAGGAGAUCGCCUGUCGGUCUUGAAACAUCCUGGCAACUCAGCGAUAAUGGCCCACAAAGAUGCAGUGCAGAGGGGAUGGCAAUUUUUCCUCAACCUGUGUCUAGCACAGGAAGUCCACCUGGACAACAUUGAAGACUACAGGAAGUUCCAGAUUGAUGCAGAGACCUUGUCCGAGUCCCUGGACAGAAUCACUUACAAUCUGGACCCGAAGUUAAUGGCUGGCAAGAGCAACUCGGAGGCCCUGUUGGAGCUUCAGGGAGACGAGCCAGCGGUAAAGAGGAACGAGCAGCGCCUGGUGGCCCUCAGAGAGCUCAGUCGCAACAUAGCACCUCUGAAGCUACGGCGAAGCAAUCCCACCGAACCCGCUAAAGUUGUGGCGCUGUGUGACUGGGACGAUGAAAAUGGAGCUGUGAGGCGCGGUGAUGAGCUAACAUUAAAGUCCAUCUGUGAUCAUGAGAAGUGGGAGCUACGGGACAGCAGCAGGAGAACUAAAAGGCUCCCCGGGGCGUGUUUCAUGGUGCCACCACCUGACACUGAGGCCCAGGAGAAAGUAAACGGUUUUGAGAAUAAGCUGUUGAACUUGAAGAGUCAGAGAUCAGCUAUAAUGACCUCACUGAAGAGCCCCACCGUGGAGGUGGAUCGCCCUCAGCGUGCAGUUUCUGUACAAAGAGCUCCGGAAGACCCCAAAGCUGCGCUGCUGGCCAGACAAAUAGACGAGCUCAACACCAAUCUGGACCUUUGCAAAAUGGACAUCCAGAAGCGACUGAGGGCCCCUCUGGACAACCGCAACCCAGCACUGGACCUGGAAAACAGGCUGCAGGAUCUCAAGAAAUCAUCCCUGACAGCGAGGAGGCUCGAGUCAGAGAAGGCCGCCAUCCAGAGAGACAUGGAGCCCGCUCUGGCCAAUAAAGCACUUGGACCCGAUGCCUCAAUCUUGCUGCUCAAACUCACUGCUGCCAACGCCAAAAUGGAUGACAUUUACAGCCUUAUUGAUCUUUAUGACAAAAAAGCUCCGGCUGCAAUGUUCUUGGAGAGGCAGAUGCAGAAGGUAGAGGGCGUGGUCUCCGGGUUCGAACAGCAGCUUGCUAAAGAUGGCGUCGUUCCCAACCAGACAAAGGCCCUGAUGAGUCGCAGCCGUCAGCUGCAGGACAUGCGUCAGGAGGUUUCCUCAAAGAAGGAUGAGUUGAACACAUUAGGCAGAGACUUGGACCUGACGAAGCAAGCGUGCAGCUCCCUGCAGCAGAAUUUUAAUGAAUACUGCCCUGAUAUUCGACGCCAGGAGAGCGAAGUGAAACAUCUGAAGAACCGCUACGCCAAUGUCAGUAGUCAGCUCCAGAACAGAUCUACUCUCAUACAGGAAGCAAGUAAUAAAAACCAAGACUUCCAGAAUGCUGCUCAGUCACUGGAUUUCUUUUUGGUCAAUUUACCAAAUAACACAAUCAGACGGACUGACAACGUGACCGAGAUAACAGCCAAGCACAACUCUCAGAAGAGCGUGAUGGAGGACAUUAACAGGAGGUCAGAUGAUGUGCAGCGGAUCAAGGAUCUCUCCCGAGAACUCCAAAACACCUUAAUUGAAUACGAGAUCAAAUCAAACGCAUACCGCGGCAUUUUGAAUGAAGACGAUGAUGAAGAUGAUGAUGAUGAUGACAACAACGGACCCAUUCUGAAAAAGCGCCAAACUUCAACGAUGGCUCAGGCAGUGCGGAGGAAGGAAAAAGAUUUACUGAACCGUUUCGCUGAGGUGUCUGCAGAAAAUGAGGAGCUCCUCAACCAGAUGGGAACUGCCAAGAACAUCAUACUUAGGAACGAAGAUAAAGUCAACAGUGUAGUUGUCAGUCAGCAGUUGCAACUGCAGAGCCAGAGGAAAGACAUGGUAGAAGCCGAGACCAUGCAGAAAGAACUGAAUGAGGAGACGUCGCGUCGCUUACAUGCUGAAAAUGACUUGGAAACAUACAGACAGAGAUACUUGUCCUUGAAGAGCAGGAGAGGAGUGGAGAGGUUGGAGGAGAGGGAGAUGGUGCAGUAUUACCGUGAUCCCAAAGUGGAAGCGGAACUACAGACUCUAAAAAGCAGGAUCCAAGAUGAAGGAUAUAAGAGGUCAAGAGCCAGUUCAGAUAUAGACAUUAUAAAUGGGAAAAUAAUCACAAUGGAAAAGCAGCUCUCUGGUGCUGAACCAAAACUGUUAGCCAAAGUAGUAACUGAGUAUGAAAGAGACCCACAGCUGGAAAAAGAAGUGGCCAAGAUCCAAAGUGAGAUAGAGAAGAUACGACUGGAGCUCCAAACCAGAGACUCUGAGACCAUUCAUGUGAAAAAUGAGCUUAGCCUCCUGGCUCAGCAGAAACCCAAAUUUAGAGAGAGGCUUGUGAAGAAGGAAGUGGUGAGACUCGAAAAGGAUCCCGAGAUGCUAAAAUCUGUUUUCACAUUCAAAAAUGAAAUUGCAGCAGCAGAAGCCAAGUGUCUGUCACUCAAUGACAACAUUUUCAGCAUUCGGAGUCAGAUAAACACACUGGAGAGGGUCAUUCCCACCAUUGAACCAAAAAUUGUCACCAAGGUGGUGAAGCAAGUACAACAAGAUACAGAAAUGGUAAGCGAGUCAAAUAAACUACACAUGGCGUUGGAGGAGGAGAAGGACGAGAAUGUUAUCUUGUUGAAGGACCUGACCACACUUCAGCUGAGAUACGGUGAAGUGGAGAAACUACGGCCUAAAUUUGAGAUUAAAGAGGUGAUCAAUGAGAUUUUCAGAGUUGAUCCUGAGACAGAAAUCCAGCUCCAUCGUCUGAGGAAUGAGCUGCAGAACUGUAGCCAAAAACGCGCAGGAAUAGAGCAAGAAACCGAAGUGUUGGUGACCACACUGACCACGCUGCGUACUCUGAAGCCCAAAGUUGAAUACAAGGAAGUGACCCAGGAUGUUAUCAAAGAAGAGAAAAGUCCCGAAGUUAUUCGGGAGUUACAGCGGCUGAGCAACCAAGUUUCACGUCUUAAAGUCAACUAUGACACCACACUUGAGCUGCUGAUACACCUACGCAAAGAAAGAGAUGGACUGAAAGCUGAAAAAUCCAAAGUGGAGACCAAACUUGUUAAUACAGAGGUUAUCAAAUAUGAGAACGACCCCCUGCUGGAAAAAGAGGUCAACAGACUCCGGAGGACUGUUAGAGAAGAGACUCAACAACGUCGCAAUGUAGAAGAAUGUCUCUUUGACCUUCAGAACCAAUACAUUGUCCUUGAGCGCCAGAAGCCAGAGGAGAAGACGGUGGUACAGGAAGUGGUGCGUCUGCAGAAGGACCCCAAGCAGAUUUUAGAGCAUGAGAGGUUAAACAACUCUCUAGAUGAUGAAGUCAAAGCCCGUAGGAAGUUUGAAAUCGAGGUGCGACAGCUCAGAGCCCUGAUUCAAGAAAAGGAGAACACUGUGGCUCAGAUGGACGAACGCCAGAAGAAGAUUCAGAUCGAAUCAGAGCUGCGGCAGAUCAAAGCUCAGAUUCAUCAGCUUGAGACUUCUCCAAAACCAGUUGAAGAAAAGAUUGUCAUUGAGGAAGUCCUGAAAGUGGAGAGGGACCCAAAGCUUGAGAAACUCAUGGAUAAUAUACGUGUUGAGAUGGAAGGAGAGGCAAAGCAACUCAAUCGUCUACAGAGAGAAAUCAGCAGCCUGAAGAUGAAGUUGGAAAUUCUGACAAAAGAAAAGACAACGGAAAAGAUUGUUUAUAGAGAAGUUGUCCGUGUGGAGAAAGACCCAGGAGUGGAGGCUGAGAGGGACCAUUUGAGAGAUCUUCUUGCACAGGAGAGAAACGUGAGGCGUGACAAAGAAGACCACCUUCAGAGCUUUAGAAUAAAAAUUUCCCACCUGGAGACAUCCAUAUCUGUUAUUUCGCAAGAGGAGACAACUCUGGUGGUCAACAGAAAUAACCUCCAGAGGGAGAAGGAAGACCUUCUUAAACAGCUAAAACUGCUUGAGACUCAAAGGCAGAACAUCAGCAUCACCUUCCAGCAACAGACCAAGCUGAUGGGCGAGAGAACCCAGAUGGCUAGGCAGAGAAGUCUAAAGGCAUCCUCUGAAGUACACCGGCUCGAGAAUGAGAUCCUGAAUGAAAAAGACAAACACCACCAAAUGGAGGCACUCAUUAUUGAGCUGAAAGAAAGCCUCAGGAAUGAGGAUCAGGCUGAAACUCAUACGAGAGAGACAAACCUUUCUACAAGGAUCACCAUUUUGGAUCCCGACACUGGUAAAGACAUGGCACCUUAUGACGCCUAUCUGAAAGGGCUAAUAGACCGCAAACAGUACAUACACCUGUCAGAACUGGAGUGCGAUUGGGAAGAAUGCACAUCCAGUGGUCCGGACGGGGAUUCAACAGUUCUGCAAGAUCGUAAGACUGGGAUGCAGUACGCUGUCAAAGACGCUCUGAGAGAUGGCCGCUUGACCCAGUAUGAUUUGAUGCGCUACAAGGAUGGCAAAAUGCCCAUUUCUGAAUUUGCUCUUCUUGUGGCAGGGGAAACUGGAAGACCUUUUGUUCCAACAGUAACAAGCCCAAAGUCCCCCAUUAAACCUAUCCCAAGCUCUCCCUUAAACUCCAUGCCAACUUCCAUGAUGUCCUCCUAUACCAGUCUUAAUAGUCACAGUGACAGUAACAACCUCUUUGCUUUAGGUGAUGAGCAAUUCUCUAUCUCUGGUGUUUUUGACACCUCCACAGAGAGCCGCAUGUCUGUGAGAAGCGCCUUGACCCGUAAGCUCAUCGAUGUUGACACGGCUCUGAAGCUUCUGGAAGCACAGGCGGCCUCUGGCGGAAUUGUCGAUCUCACCAAGAAGGACAAACUGUCUGUCCACAAAGCAGCUGAACAAGGCCUCAUUGACAAUGCUCACAUGUACAAGCUUCUUAACGCUCAGAAGGCCUUCACCGGGAUUGAGGAUCCUCUGACCAAAGAGCGUCUCUCUGUGGGAAAGGCAGCACAAAAGGGGUAUAUACCCCACGAAAACGCCAGGUGGUAUAUUGAGGCGCAAUACCUGACUGGAGGGUUGGUCGAUCCCACCAAAGCUGGCCGCCUCACUCUCCAAGAAGCCGAAGCAAACGAUGUGAUCGACAGCAAGACAGCCGAAGAGCUUCAGAAGGAGUCCUCAUACCUAAAACUUCUGGUUGACCCCAUUAGCAAAGAAAAAAUCUCGUACAAGCAGGCAAUGGAUAAGUGUAAGAUUGACAAGAGCACAGGACUGUUGCUCCUCCCUGCAGCCUCCAGUGAUGAAACCAAUUCUCCAUCAUACUCCAACUUUCGAUUUAGUUCUGCUCACAACAGAUUCUAGAUCGUGAGUUUAAGAUGAGUGAAAUGUUUGACACAGCCGCUGGUGCUAGAGGGUUCCUGGUAUUACUAACUCAAAGAUUAUAUAAACACAUAAUGAUAUUAAUAACCCGACCGUGGAUCUGGUUUGAAUAUGAUUUGGGGGUUUGCUGUAAAAAUCAGGGAAAUGUUUGUUGUUCCAUUCAGCAUUCUAAAGUCAAAUCCAAGAAUCCACACACCUUGUAUUGCUUUUUACAGACCGUUUUUUUUUAAACAAUAAUAUUUGUAUUAUCAAAACAUGUGCAUGUAUGUUGCAUAAAUGUGAAUCGUGCUUUAUAUACAGCACACACUUUAUAAUAAAUGACAAUCUUCAUUUUAAACAACUUUUUGAACAUCCCAGCAAGUUAAUAUUUGGUCUACAGAGAGCAUUCACCAUUGCCCGAGUGACACGCAUGAUGUAAACCAUAUUGGUUUUCGCACACACACACACACACACACUCAAACUGGAGUGGACUUUAUAUUUUACUUAAAAUAUAUUGGAUUAUGACCAAAUAAGAAUACAGCAACUCAAGCACAACAGACAACAAACAAUUUUAAAAAACAAGUAUUGGAUUGCACAAAUGGGGGGGGAAAAAAAAAAAAAAAAAAAAAAACUACUCAAAGGAACCUUAUUGCAAGAUAUAGUGUAUUAGCUGUGGAUGUGGGUGGCUGGGCGUCAUCUUCAGUGGCAGAUGUUCCAAAAUAUUUGAGCAGUGCUCCUGGUGUUGGAUACAAAUACAAUAUAAUUUCCAUGGAUUGAGCAUGUAAAUGAACUUGUUGUUACAUGCAAUUAAUACAACUAUCAAUACAGGAAUAGAGAGUACCUUUAAUUACAAAUUGAUUACAAAUUGAGUAUGUCUACUGUUAAACUUUCAGUAGGAUUCUAAGAAUGCUAACUUAAUUCUUACUUCGAUGCAAUGUCAAUUCGUUUGAACUUUUGUACUUUAGUACAUUUCAGACCUUACUUAGGUAAAGGAGUUGAAUUAGUAAUUCUACUUAAGAGUAUUUUUAAAAUGAGUAUCUUUUCUUUUGCUGAAGUGCAGGUUGUGAGUACUUUUUUCCACGCCUGGUCAGAUGCACCAAACGACCUUAUCUGAAUUUACAUGUUUGUCGGUGCCAGUAAGUCUGCGAAGCGUCUUUGAAACAACCGGUUUGAUGAGAUUUUAGCAGACAAAAAAUGCAGCGGUUAUCACGUCCAUCAGUUCAGCAAACAGUCAAGGCUAAUCCGCUCCAUUCAACACUUUUAGCAACAGCAAAAUGACUGUAUGUACUUAUUACCCAAUACUCGUGAGUCAUACGCUUUAAGGAAUGGAUGAAGGAUAGAGAUUAGAAAUGACUCAUACACUGUGUUAAGGUUUACAGGGUCAAACUCUAUGGCAGGGGUAGGGAACCUUUCGCAUAUCAUAUCAGGGGCCAGUUUUACCUUUUAAAAGUGCACCUAGGGCCAUACUAUUUAUGAGUUUAUAAAAAUGUGAUACAACAAUCAAACAAAUGCGUGUUAUUAUAGACUGGGGGCAUUUAUGGGUUAAUUGAGCAUUUGUAAUUUUUUUAUUAGAAUGGCAUGGUGGGCCGGAUUAAAUGCUCUCGCGGGCCAAACUAUAUAUAAAACCGUCAUUAACACAUUUUAUGUUGUGUUCCUGUAACUGGGAGCAGAGUCAUUGUUUUACAAUUGUCACUGCACAUUUCACAAACAACACAUAAAAUGUAUUAAAGACACGUUUAUGAUAAGUAACAGACUUUCAAAAGUAUACGGUCGGCGAGAGCAUUUGUGGCAGCCCACCAUACAAUUCUGUGUAUGAAAAAGCCCCAAACAUUUCUAUGAAGGGCCGUCAGGUACAUAAUUCAGGAUUACCUCACACACACACUGCUUUUCAAGACACGACCUGUCGCGUGACCAAUUUUUGUGUCUUAAAUUGUGAGCAAAAAUUUGAGUUAAAACACUAGCUACGGUGGGAGCGAAUUUCACAACAAGCAGCAGUUUGGCAGCUCAUGAACAGUCCACCCCCCCCCCCCCCCAAAAAAAAAAACGGCAAGUGCUUGCUUCAAGAUGUUUAUUGCCACUCCAAGUUGAAGUUUGCCGUCAAACUCGACAUGAAACAAAGAGAAUUAACAUUGUGAUCCCAAACCACGUUAACUUUGUCUCACAAAAGUCCUCUUGCUUAAUGCUAACACACAAUGCAAAACAGCAGCUGUAUACAUUCUUUUUAUUUACUGUAUGUUAUUCCUGCAUAUUUGUAUAAAGUGCAAUACUGAAGAGUGCUUUUUUUCUGAUUAAAAAACAUGCUACAAAAA